AUGUGGUUGCAAGUUUCAGCGAUGUAUACCUACGUAGCUAAGCUGUACGCAACUCAAACAAAUGCAAUCACUAAUAACGCAGCUGGAGUAUGCUUGUAUCUGACGCAUAUAGUGUCUGCACCGGUAAUAGCUGUUCCAUCGAUAUCGCUGUUUCUGGUAAUUGCAAUUCGAAAGCGGAUGCCAAAGCUCGCCGGUAAUGUUCACGUGAAACACGAGGCGGAAGAGCCCAGACUGAAAGCUAUACUCGACUGCACCGUGGAAAAUCUGGCUCUUUGUUUCCUCGCGGAGCGCUUCGCGCAAGAAACCACGGCUGGUUCUUGUGCUAACAUGAGGGUCGGGUCCAAGUUGAUCGGCUCAAUUCUCUCUCUGUAUGUAAUCCAAUUCAUCGAGUUUCACGUGACUGCAAAUGAUCGCGCAAUCAUUAUUGACAAUCUCUCAAAAUUGAUUCGUCUCGCAAAUCAGGGUGCCACCUGGCCUGCCAUCCAGCCAAUGACUGCUCGAUGGAUUCCACCGAUGGAGCGUAGCAAGUUCGUCUCUCACAUGAUGGCCUCGUCGCUUGGCGCCGCGAUAACUAUGCUGAUGUGUGGAUUCCUCAUCGCCUCGCUCGGCUGGGAGUCGGUAUUCUACGUGACCGGCGUGAUCGGGAUUAUCUGGAGCGUGACGUGGUUCUUACUUGUGUUCGACUCACCGUCGCAGCAUCCGCGCAUCAGUGCGGAGGAGCGGCACUUUAUCGAGAGCGCGAUUGGAACGACCACCACCACCAAGCAUCUGCCGGUACCAUGGCGCUCGCUCGUCACCUCGAGACCCGUUUGGGCUAUCGUGAUAACGCACUCGUGCAGCGUGUUCGGCUACCAUACCAUUGUCAAUCAGCUUCCGACUUACAUGAAGUACAUCUUGCACUUCAAUAUUAAAGAGAACGGCCUGUUAUCUUCGUUACCUUAUUUAGGCAAGUAUAUAUUUGCCUUAUCAAUGUCCAUCCUGGCCGAUUACCUGCGCCGCAACAACAAGCUAUCCGUGACGGCAAUACGUAAAAUCUUUACGACGUUCGCUGUGCUAACUCCCAGCAUCCUCAUGGUGAUCCAGGCGAACUACGGUUGCGAUCGCGCGGCGUCGGUCGCCGUGUUCACGGUCGCUUUGACAAUAAACGGCGGCAUAACGGCCGGCUACCUUGGGAACGGGCUCGACAUCGCGCCCAACUUCUCCGGGACCAUAUUCGGCAUCGCCAACACUUUCAGCUCGAUAGGCGGUUUCCUCAGUAGCUUCAUGGUCGGUAACAUCACGUACCACAAUCAGACCUACACGCAAUGGACCAUCAUCUUUUGGAUCCUAGCGGCCAUCUACCUCAUGGGCGCGAUAGCAUUCGCGGUUCUCGGCACCGGCGAGUUGCAAAGCUGGAACAAUCCGCCCGACAGCCGCGCGAAAGAGAACGGCGUUUCGGUGGAAGACGGCGCCGAAUCGGUUCCUCUCAAAAGCAAAACGAUUUCGUAGCGUUUCGAGCGACGACGCUUGGAUUUUGCUAAGAGAUUGCGCGACGAGGAAGGUGUCGAUUUACUGCGACACGAUAUAUUCCAAACGGGACAGUAUUCGUUUUUAUUACACUUGGAUUUUAGGACCGGUCGAUGAGUCUCUUCAGCUUGGCAGUAGUUUGCAAGACUUUUCCAUUUGUCACUGGCGACGUCUGAUAAUUUCUACUUUAGAAACUUGCAACGAAACUUUUCUCGAAGCUAAUCUCAAAACCGAUGUAAUUUAUUAUUAUUCUUUUUAAAGACCGUUAGAAAGAAAACUUUUAUAAUUGUAUAACUGACGAUUUUUUAAAUAGUUUUUAUCGCAAUUGUAUCAAGUAAAAAAUCACUUCUUUUGCCAAGUUUGAGAUCGAAUGACAGAAUAAUUGAGUGCGUUUUUACACUCGUUUUUCUGUUGUAGUAUAAGUUUGCGCAGUUACCAAAAGAGAAAAAAAGACACGCGGCUAGAAGUAUCUAUGUAGUUAGAAACUUACAAUUAGUGUUUACUCGAUAUGGCAAAUUUACAAAUAAAUAUACAAUUUGUAGCAAAUUUAUAUCAAACGCCCUUUAAAAAUAACUAUGAUAUCAGCCUUAAGAAUUCACGUAAGGAUAGGUUUUAUUAAAUCUCAUUAAAAUAUACAUUUAAAAUAUAUUGUUAAAAUAUAUUAUUGUCAUAACUGAUACCAAUGUAUAAAUUAUUAAUGUCGCGAUAUGCCAAGUUAGAAACAUUCAAUUGCUUCAAUUUAAUUUGUAUGGAGCAAAGGAAGAGCACUCGACUUUUAUAAUAGACUGUACAUUCAGUUAGCAAUGUUAGCAAAAAAUUUUAAUUAAUGACACCAUCAACGAAGAUACAAACCGAUGAUCGUCAUUAAUGAUACCAGAGCAGUAACUGACUGAUUAGCGGGUUAAAACUUUAGAGCGCAUGUUGGUAAAGAGACUCAACUUCAUCAGUAUUGCCAUCUACCAUGAGGAAGUCUUACUGAUUGUCAACGUCAGUAGUGUUGAACGAUGACUGUUGCUACUUCGUAUGUUCUCUAACCAAGAGGUGGCGUCAAAUGCUGGAUAAAUACGGCGGCUGAAGCAAUGCCUUUUAAAUCGUGGCAUCAUGUACCAAAAAGCAAAAUAAAAACUACUCUCACGAUUCACUA
This is a messenger RNA of Vollenhovia emeryi, 2650 nucleotides long. RefSeq names its product putative inorganic phosphate cotransporter. The record is from RefSeq and is a predicted model, not a curated record. Lineage: Eukaryota; Metazoa; Arthropoda; Insecta; Hymenoptera; Formicidae. The transcript is spliced from 8 exons. Gene Ontology annotation, biological process: transmembrane transport; monoatomic anion transport. Gene Ontology annotation, molecular function: transmembrane transporter activity. Gene Ontology annotation, cellular component: plasma membrane. The coding region runs from base 1 to 1488 and encodes 495 amino acids.